Molecule: messenger RNA, 978 nt
Organism: Thrips palmi
Lineage: Eukaryota; Metazoa; Arthropoda; Insecta; Thysanoptera; Thripidae
Product: protein D3-like
Exons: 6
Coding region: 168-791 (207 amino acids)
Source: RefSeq, a predicted model, not a curated record
UCAUACUUGUUGUGACCCGUGACGAAUGCUGCGGGUUGCCUACCCACGCCGUUCGCUGCACUGUACUGAUUUGUUCUGAUUUGUAAAGACUAUCUGCCACUCCGCUCAGUGAGUGUCAGCAGCGUCCCGUUGUUCAUCGGUCGCCCGUAUCUUAUCCCUGGUCAGCUAUGGUUGUGGCAUUGAGACCAGUCUUCAACAUUGCAUCUCGGCUACUGUCAACAGCUGCCCGACCCACCCGAGCCAUUGUUGCGAUGGAGAAGGAACAAAUCAGUCCUGAUGUGGUCGACAAGAUUCCAUCUGAAGUCGCCAAGGUCACCUAUCCAUCUGGAGCAUCUGUCAACCUCGGGAAUGAGUUGACACCCACCCAGGUCAAAGACAUCCCUGCAGUUUCUUGGAAUGCUGAAGCAAGUGCAUUCUACACUUUGUGCAUGACUGAUCCUGAUGCGCCCAGCCGCAAAGAGCCCACAUACCGUGAAUGGCACCAUUGGUUGGUUGGCAACAUCCCUGGCGCUGAUGUCAGCAAGGGGGAAACCCUCUCAGAGUAUGUUGGAUCUGGCCCACCAGAAGGAACUGGCCUUCACCGAUAUGUCUUCCUGGUUUACAAGCAGUCCGGAAAGCUUGCUUUUGAUGAAAAGAAGCUCACUAAUAGGUCUGGUGACAACCGUGGGUGCUUUGCCAUCCGCAAAUUUGCUGCCAAGUACAAUCUGGGAGAUCCUGUUGCGGGCAACUUCUAUCAGGCGCAGUGGGACGAUUAUGUUCCGAAAUUGUAUGCUCAGCUCGAUGGAAAAUGAGUUUUUGACAAAUGUUGUCCAGUCUUCCUAAUUACGUAGAGGCAACAUCAUCUGUAAUUUGGUGUCUUCCUCAUCAUUGUGAUCGGAGAGUAGGAGCAGAAAAUAAGAUUUGUUAUUCCAAAUAUGUACUUUUAUUUCUUUCAGAUUUUUUAAUCAAACCAAAUUAAAGAAAAAGUUCAAUGAUUAA